Zerene cesonia (dogface butterfly) is the source of this 1830-nucleotide messenger RNA. RefSeq lists its product as uncharacterized. NCBI's taxonomy places the organism in Eukaryota, Metazoa, Arthropoda, Insecta, Lepidoptera, Pieridae. Bases 244 to 756 code for a protein of 170 amino acids. The transcript is spliced from 6 exons. The record is from RefSeq and is a predicted model, not a curated record.
AGUUUGUCAACUUUGUAAGCGUCAGCUUUCAAAAGUCAUUUCAUUUGAAUUUGAAAACAAGUAAAAGUUAAGCUAUAAUAAACACAACUUUAUGAGUUGAAAGUAAAUGAGAAGAUAUAUCUAAUAGUAAAUAUGAAUAAAUUGUAACACACCAGUUGACGUACAUACAAUUUUACCACGAAUAAUAAGAAGGGUACGACGACCUCAAAACCUUGAGAUAUACGACGUAAAUAAAUAAACAAGAUGCCGGUAUUAGAGUCCUGUUGGUCACCAUGUAUAUGGUCUUCAAAUGUGAAGAGUGGGAGCAGGGCUGUAGCCGCGUAUACCGCAGCUAUGGGCAUCAUACUGAUAACGUUUAUAGCCUAUCAAAUGGACGGAGGAGAUUCAACACAACUCUGGAAUCCACUAUUCGAAGCUGAUGUGAGAGGAUCUCUUCAAGUUUUUGGAAUAAUAUUUAUUGUGAUUCUUGCCACUCUGAUUGUGUCUUCUAUCUUAAUGGUCAUCGGCAUGAAUAUAUGGAUGCGAGGCUUAAUGUUACCGUGGAUGAUUACAAUGGGGCUUAUCAUAUUGUUUCAAAUUAUAUUCAGCCUCUGGCUCAUCGGUGGUUACUAUAUUUAUUUGGACGCCACAUUUGCAGCCUUGCUAAACUUUCUCUGGGUGUCUUACAAUAUCUAUUGUUGGUUAUGUGUGUUAUCUCAAUACCAAAUCAUACUGGAAAUGCAAUCGCCGAAUAUAGAAAUAUUAGUGGAAUACUAACACUGGAUCUAUUACGAGUUAAGUCCUUCCCAUAUAAUAUUUGUUUGCUUUAGUAUGGUUGAUUUUUGAUGUUAUAUAUUAUCAUAGGAGUUGUGAUAAUCUUAAAGAAAAUACAAUUGUCUUUUAAUAUGGGAAUGGGAUGUGUUAAUUGUUUCAAUGUUGUAGUUAUGAAUUAAUAUUCAUAGAAUUCCAAUUUUAUUAAGCGGGUCUUGUUAUAAUUGGAUGCAGGAUAGUUUCUCAUAAUAGAAAUUAUACAUAAAAAAUAUUGAGAAUUUUUGAAUUAAUAGUCAUCUUCGAUAAAACAAAAGUAUUUGUUUUAUAUUAUUUCAGACGAAUAACGAUGCACAAAUAGAAUUGACUAUAAAAAAUGAUGGAUGAAUAAACUGAUUUACCAUUACAUAUAUGUAAAAUUUUGUAUUAAGUUAUAAUAUGAUUUUAUAAUUUUUAUAAUAUAAAAAUGUAUCUUUAUUCCUUAAGCUUUUCUGACGCAUUGAAUAUAUAAAUUACUGAAUAUACAUAUAUAUUAUAUAAUUUUUCGGGUCCAUUCCAAUAAUGGACAUACUCUGUUAGAUGAUUUUUUCUAAAUCGUGUCCCAAAGAAGUUGUGUUUCAUUUGUCCAUGUGAUUUUUUUUUUUUUGUUAUAAUAAUAAAGAAUAGGAUACAGAAAAUGAUUCUAAAAUGCUUCAUUUACAGUUAUUCAGAUUCAUCUUUUGUUAAAUUGACUAUGUUUCAUCAAAUGCUGUAAUGCUUGUUUUUAUAAAAGAUCAUAUAAAAUAAUACUUAUUUAAAUUUGUUUACAGCUUCUUAGAAGGAAAAAGUAAAGUUUUUAUUAAGAUAUCUAUCUAUGUAUUUAUACCUUUUUGUAUAAAUUUAUCUUUUUUUUACGUUUUUAUGUUUAUAGAAUUCUUAGAAAUAAGUUAGUAUAGGCUCUAUUUUUAUAUAGUACAACCCAGGUCCGUCCAGUGUAUAGACUGAUGAAAUCACAUUAUAUUUAAUUUGUAUAAUGCCUUAACUUACUUUGUAUUACAAUUUCACUGUGUUCUUAGUGUAAUAAAGUAAUUAAGAUUUGAAAUU